This is a messenger RNA of Cherax quadricarinatus, 672 nucleotides long. Lineage: Eukaryota; Metazoa; Arthropoda; Malacostraca; Decapoda; Parastacidae. The record is from RefSeq and is a predicted model, not a curated record.
AUGGUGUCGAGGCUUGUGGGUCGACUGAUGGUAUGGGCGGCGGUGCUGCACGCCCACACGACGCAACACCACGCCCACGCCCGCACCUUCAUGCUGGGCUACCUCACAGGCUCUCAGAGACUCCCUGAGGACCUAGAGUACAAGAGACCGGGACUCAUCAUCUCUGGAUCAAUUACUCUCGCUGUGGAGGAGGUAAACACUGCCUUCCCCCUAGUGGAUGGACAUCAGCUCAACUUCACGGUAGCUGAGACAUACGGACAGGAGGAGAUGAGCAUCCUUCAGACAGCCCAGCUCUGGAUCUCCAACAUCUCCGCCUACAUCGGUCCCCAGGAGACGUGUGUGCAUGAGGCCAGGAUGGCGGCAGCCUUCAACCUGCCAAUGAUCUCCUAUUUCUGCACCCACCCGGAAACGUCAGACAAGGAGAGUUUCCCAACUUUCGCCAGGACGAGACCACCAGACAACCAGAUCAGCAAGUCCGUCACCUCUAUUCUGAAGCGCUUCAACUGGAGGAAGAGAAAACUUAAUAAGUUCCGCCAAAUCAUUCACGAGCUGCAGGAUACUGAAAGAACAGUUGACGACAGUAAACUCGAGACUGAUGCUUGUUGCGUGUUAACCUGGAGUGUUCUCCUGCCGUUCAGACUUUGCUUGCUGGCUAUUCAGAUAGCAGAGUGA